Messenger RNA from Apaloderma vittatum (bar-tailed trogon), 2607 nucleotides. RefSeq names its product zinc finger protein 438 (gene ZNF438). The record is from RefSeq and is a predicted model, not a curated record. Gene Ontology annotation, biological process: regulation of transcription by RNA polymerase II. Gene Ontology annotation, cellular component: nucleus. Gene Ontology annotation, molecular function: sequence-specific DNA binding; DNA-binding transcription factor activity, RNA polymerase II-specific. NCBI's taxonomy places the organism in Eukaryota, Metazoa, Chordata, Aves, Trogoniformes, Trogonidae.
AUGCAGAAUCCUUUAACUUUUUCUGCAGGUGGUGUUUUUUUGCAUGCUAAUCCUGCAGAGAAACAUUGUGUCCAACGUAUGCUGGGUCAGCAAAAACAAGAAACUUGUGCUGGAAGGACAGUAUCCGGAGAUAAACACAAAUCCCCUUCAGAUAUAAUACAAAGCUUCCAGAAGAAAAGUCAGUUUAGGACCAUUGCUCCAAAAAUGGUACCAAAAAUUCUAACAUCUGGAGUGGUUUCUUGUCUUCAGUCAUCUUUGCCUGAGCAAAAUACACCAAUUUCAGCAACAGGUCCUAAAACGCUGGUGGUACCAACUCAAAACUAUGCUGUCAUGCAGGUGGCUGGUCAUGAAGGGACUUUUUCUCUUCUGGCCUUGCCUUAUGUUGCCCCUGCCCUAACGCAGCAAGUCCACCAGUCAAACAUGGCCCCUUCUGAAAACUUAAAGCUGCCUAUCCCUAGGUACCAAUCUGUAAGAAAUAAGUUACUGAGUGACAAAAAAACGACACAAGUAUCUGAUUUGGGUGCACAUAACAAGAUUCCUGCCAAAGAACUGAUCUCAUCACAGACUUCCCCAAUGACUACUGUAACUGAAGACCUUCCUGAAACUCAUUCUAGUUCAGAUUCAGCUAAGCAAGUGAUGAUGACAGACCAUGACUCAACUGAAAUUACGGUUUUCACGCUAGUAAAUAAAAGCAAUUGUGUGGAAUCUGGAUCUUCUUUAGUGGACAAAACUAGAAAUCAUAACAGUAAUGUUUCUGGCCCAUCUGUAGUUAAAGACUCUUUAUCCAAGACAGCAAGUACAUUUAAUUCCAUGAAGCUAAGUCUACGCUCUUUGAAGACAGCAUCUGAAACAACAGGAGAGUCAUUUAUAACGUCUGAGAAACUAAAGGAAAAAUCCACAAAUUCUGCAAAUUCUGUUGCUGUCCUGUCACCAGCAGUUUUUGGCAGCACAAUACAGAUGACUCCAUCAGCACCAAAAGGAAAACUUCCUAUUUUGCCUUACUCAAGGAUGAAAAAUUCAGUGUUCUGUGAAUCUAAGCAGAAUGCUAACAUUACGGAUGCAUCUAGUCCUUCGCUAAGACCUGAAUGUGAAAAGACACCAACUUCGGCAAAAACCUUUCAUGUUCCUACCAAAGCAUCUGAUAAGCAAUUAGCUGUAUCAUUUACACAAGUCCCCAAACAAACCAUUCGAGAAAAUACCUUCUGUUCCUCCAACAAAGUGGAUGUUGACAGUCUUAAAAAAUUGAACAGUCCAGCCUCUAAAAGAAGAGGCAGGAAAAGAAGAGCCCCAGAUGAUUUAUUGGCCUUUCAGACCAAGCGGAGGAGAUGCAUCAUUAAUAAGUUUAGAGAAGGAAGAGAGAGGGUAAAAGUUGAUCUUCAGCCACCUGAAGAUAAAAAAGCAGAGACAGUAAAAAAAUACCGUAGUAUUAGACCAAAGCCAGUGGUAGUUAUGCAGGCUUUUGCACCACUGACUUCUGCAGCACUCGUAGAGACACCACCUUCUGGCCACUUAGACCAAGAAAUUUUUUUCAAUAGUUCACUUCCCAGUAAAUACUUCAGUUACAAGCACAGUGAUGCUACACCAGCUAAAUCAGGUGAUUUAAGUAGAAAUAUAUGUUCCGCUGUACCGAAGCCAUCACAUAAAUGUCAUGUUUGUGACCAUAUCUUCCAGUUUAAACACCAUCUUCAGGACCACAUGAACACACAUACAAACAAACGGCCUUACAGUUGUCGCAUUUGCCGGAAAGCAUAUAUUCAUUCUGGAAGCCUGAGCACGCAUAUGAAACUUCAUCACAACGAAGGCAAACCCAAAAAGCUUGUGUGCUGUGAAUUCUGUGCUAAGGUUUUUGGCCACGCAAAAGUGUAUUUUGGCCACCUCAGAGAAGUGCACAGAGUUGUUAUCAGCACAGAGCCCUCUACUAGCGAGCAUGAGCUGCAGGAUACUUUAAAGAAGAGAGACACGAAUAUUAAAGAGGCAGAAGAAGUAACAGAGAGGGGAAAUAAGUGCAAUUUUGAGGACCUAUUCCAUAACCCAGGAGGAGUGAAAUUACAGAUCAAAUGUGGUCGAUGCCAGUUUAUUGCACAGUCUUUUGGUGAAAUGAAGUUUCACUUACUGUGCUGUCAUGGAGAAGAGAUCCAGGGAAGAGUGAAGGAAGGGGUUUUGCAAGGAAAUAGAGGAGCUAAGGGGGAACUGAUGAAACACACAACCCAUUUCUGGAAACAUCGCAACGAAAGAAGAUGUUUAGCAAAAAUCACUGCCCACGAGGAGGAGUUUUAUGCUUUUCCAAAGAUGAAAAGACAGAUGUACUUUCACCAUCAAAAUAAUGUCGAUACGUUACCUAAAAGUGAACUGGCUCAGUCAGGAAGCAGUGAAGCAGCCAAGGAGAUACAAACUGUAGGUUUUGGUACACCAAGCAAAAAAAUAGAAAUUUGGUCUAAAGCAGGCUAUAACUGCAUUUUAUGCAAACAACUAUUUGGAAGAAAAGAGGAUCUUUGUAAUCAUUGGCAGAGUCAUCAUAACUGUGAAGACUCUUCCACUUUGUGGACAAUUUUUAGUUUGAUAUCGAAAAAAGGAGUUAUUGAACUUUCUAAUAAUGAUAAACGUUGA